AUGUUCAAUUAUGCACUAUAUUGCAAUCAGAGAAAUAUUAAUACCUGUUUGUCUCAAGUUGUAAAAUAUUACAUAAUGUAAACACACACACAUAAUAAAUAAAAGUAAAUAUUAAAUAAAAAGUUACAUUCUAAAAUCAUUCAUUCAGCUCCAGUAAGCACUUAUCUUUGAAACUUUGGGCCCAAUGUGAGAGAUUUCACCUACAGUAUAACGAGUUGAAAUUCCAUGCACCAAACUUUACACUGACUCACACAUACAGGUAAAUCCUCCAACAUGCAGAUUUCUAUGCAAUAUAUCUUAAAAAUUGUUCUGUACACCACAGAAACAGAUCUAUUAUAAUUUCUCUUAGCUUACCUUAGCAUAUUUGUUUUGAAUCGAGAUCUUGGGUGCCAAAGUAAUGCCACCUCUGGGCUGUAGUAUUACAGUUUAUCUGGACAGAGAUUUGCACAGUUAUGAUCCAAAAUCUAAUGGAAAGACUUUCCAGAACAGUAGAACAGGUGCCUACAACAAUUUGGACAUAUUGUGUAUCUUAGCACUCUAGACAUUCCAGUGAACAAUAGAGAAAGCUUAAAGCAUAAUUUACUGUUCAGGAGGUUACUGACAUGACGAAACUCUGACCGAGCCUACAAGGGGAGGAGCUGAAGGGUGUUUUCUUUUUUAGUUUCAUGAGUCACAGUAGUGUAACUCAGGCAGUGUUACAAAGUGUGUAGCUUACAAUGCUCUGGCAAAUGCUUAUAUACUGAUGUUUAAAAAGUAACAUUUGCUGAAUAAAGUAAUGGUGGUAAUAGUAUAUAAUAUAGCCCUUUUCUCAGUUCUGCAUAGAUCGGUGUCUACUUUCACUUUGAUUGUUCUUGGCUUUCUAAAUCGGCAAAAUGGAAUAUGUUGGAUUUAAUGUGCCACAAAAGAUCCCAGAGGAAUACAUCAACAAAGUCACAGAGGCAGUCCAGUCUAUAAGCCCGGAGAAAAUCCCUCAACAGUUUAUGACUUUUCUGAAAAUGUAUGAUCAGUUUAAGGUGGAUGUUGCUGUGACAGGAGAUUCUGGCUCAGGAAAAUCUACACUCAUAAAUGCUCUCCUUGGACUGGAUCAUGAUGCUAAAGGUGCUGCACCAACAGGAGUUGUAGAGACCACAAUGGAACCUAAAGUGUAUCAAUAUCCAAACUGCCCCCUUGUGAGACUGUGGGACCUUCCCGGGAUGGGCACACCCUCUUUUACAUCAAAGAGUUAUAUAGAGACAAUGAACUUUAAUCUCUAUGACAUGUUUUUUGUAGUGAUAUCUGAACGAUUUCGAGAAAACAACAUGCUUGUGAUUGAUGAAAUACAUAAACAAAAAAAGCCUUUUUAUGUUAUUAGAACAAAAGUAGACAACGACUUGCAUGCACAGAGUAGGAAAAAUAACUUCACCGAAACUGGUGCUUUAACUGUCAUGAGAGAUGAAUGUUUAAAAUAUGUAGAACAGAAAAACUUGCACCCACAUAUCUUCUUAGUGUCAGCACAUUAUACACAGAAGUAUGACAUGCAGAAGCUUAAGGACACUUUUAAGAAAGAGGCUCCAGAAAUCAAAAGAGAAGCUUUCCCCUUUUUCCUGGCCAGUUUGUUCAGCGGAGACUGGUGGAAACAAAGGACUAUCAUGCGCCAGGCUUUGCAGAAUGGGAAAAUCAACGAAAAGGACGUAACAGACCUAAAAACCUUAUGCAAAACUUUUGCCAUUGCAAGUGGGACUGGAAAAUUUAAGACUACAUUGGAGGCUCUAGAAAACUUUCAGCUUGAUGUGGCUGUUUUAGGGGAUUCACGAUCUGGGGUAACUACUCUUCUGAAUGGUCUAAUAAGACAGCAGAAUGGAGCUUUUUGUUCAGCACAUGCCAAAACACCAGCAACAAGUACUAAUUACCCAAAUGUCAGAUUCUGGGAUAUGUCUGGAAUAGAGAACAUUAUGGAAAACUCCUUAGAGAAGAUGACAGAAACUUUGGAUACUUUUGAUUUCUAUUUGCUUAUUGUGUCUGAGUGGAAGAGGGCACGCCACAUAGACCUUGCGAGAGUUAUCCAAAAGCUACAGAAGAAGUACCAUUUCGUCCAAACAAAGAUUGACUGCCAUUUGCAGGCCCAAGAAGACUUGUGUUGUCCAGAGACUGAAAUACUGGAUGGGCUUCGAGCACAGUGUGCUGAGGAGCUUCAAAGGGCAAAACUUGACAAUUCCCAACUAUUUUUCAUAAAUAGUUUAGACAGAAAGGCUUUUGACUUUGUUAGUCUGGAGAGUGUAUUGGGCAGUGACCUGGACACUAUAAGAAUAAGUGCUUUUGCAUAUUAUGUUGAUAUAAUUGUGAGAAACAAAAAGCAAGCACAAAGCUCCUGUCAGAUAUUAUAGCUGAUUGUUUCUGAGAUGUUGUUUUCAGUGACAGUAGAGUGAAAAAUCUAUAUGUGAGAAAUGGCAACUUUUACACGGGCACUAUAUUGAACCAGUCUUGAUCUUGGACAAGAAAUGUACUGAAAUAUACAGUACCUAUACUAUAAUGCAAUAAAAUGCAACAGACUGUCUCAGCAAUUACAAUACAAUCAUUAGUAUUAUUAUCUAUUUUUUCAUGUACUGGUCAGAUUAUUAUUUUUUUGUUACAUCUACUGUAACUCAUCCAGUUGCCUUCUUACAAAAUAGGACUGUGUCACUACAAACUACUGCAUGGAUUUGAGGUGGCAAUUCCAGGAAAAGAAACAGAAAUUAUUAAAAAUCAUAAAAAAUAGGGAUAUAUAGAUAUGAUGGCAAUAUUAGCUGCUGUGCAAUAGGUGGAAAAGGUAGUACUGGAAAGGGUUUUGAUGUGCUCUGACUCAUCACCUGUUUUAGCAAGUUUAAGGUUAUUUCAUUCAAAAACUUGCAUAACCAACACCUGACAUUCAUAUGUAAUUACUGUCUGAUGUUCCUGUACCCCGCCUGUAAUUUACAUAUAAUUGUAAAGGGGGAAUACAAUGGCUGAUUUCAUUGUGCCUGUGUCCCACCUGUAGUUAGCAUAAUGGCCUGUCUGUAAAGCAAUCAACUGAUCAACACAGGAUGGCCCUUCUAUCCUGUCCACUGUAAGUUCUCAAGUAGAAGGUCCUAACUGUAUCUUUCGAAGGCCAUUUGUUACCAGGUAUAAUGUCUGGUCACACAGACAGUACCUUUGGGUUAAGUUCCAUAAGACGACUAUGCUACACGAACAUCUUCAAUAAAUACUGUGAACUUGG
Tachysurus fulvidraco (yellow catfish) is the source of this 3211-nucleotide messenger RNA. It is a transcript of the gene irgq1, whose product is annotated as immunity-related GTPase family, q1. The transcript is spliced from 3 exons. Gene Ontology annotation, cellular component: membrane. The coding region runs from base 873 to 2363 and encodes 496 amino acids. The record is from RefSeq and is a predicted model, not a curated record. Gene Ontology annotation, molecular function: GTP binding. NCBI's taxonomy places the organism in Eukaryota, Metazoa, Chordata, Actinopteri, Siluriformes, Bagridae.